Molecule: messenger RNA, 6186 nt
Organism: Eubalaena glacialis (North Atlantic right whale)
Lineage: Eukaryota; Metazoa; Chordata; Mammalia; Artiodactyla; Balaenidae
Gene: AFF4
Product: ALF transcription elongation factor 4
Exons: 21
Coding region: 381-3827 (1148 amino acids)
Biological process (GO): regulation of gene expression
Cellular component (GO): super elongation complex; nucleus
Source: RefSeq, a predicted model, not a curated record
CGCUGCGUCAGUCACUGUACUGGCUGCGGGAGUCGAGCGCCGUCGCUGCCGCCGCCAGCGGAUGGGGCGGGGGAUCCCGGUGCCAGGUCCUCGUCAGCCCGCCCCUGCCUCCUCAGCCAGCCGUCCCGAUCUGGGCUCGACAGUCAUGGAGCGGGGCGGAACCCCCGCCUGUGCUGUGUGAGGUGCGUCGCCACCGCCGCCGCCUGCGCUUUUCGAGACCUGCCGAACCCCCGCCACCGCCCGGAGCUCCUCGCCCUUGGCAGUCUGUCGCCGCCCCCCGAGCGGGUUCGAAUGCGCGUCCGGUGAAGGUGCAGGCCCGGCGCCGCCUCUGCCGCAGCCGGGAAAUGGUUCGGGCCUAGCGGAGCCGGGACUGGAGCAACAUGAACCGUGAAGACCGGAAUGUGCUGCGUAUGAAAGAACGGGAAAGGCGGAAUCAAGAAAUUCAGCAGGGGGACGACGCCUUCCCACCUAGCUCUCCUCUCUUUGCUGAGCCAUACAAAGUUACUAGCAAAGAAGAUAAGCUCUCAAGUCGUAUUCAGAGUAUGCUUGGAAACUACGAUGAAAUGAAGGAUUUCAUAGGAGACAGAUCUAUACCAAAGCUUGUUGCAAUUCCCAAGCCUACAGUACCGCCGACAGCAGAUGAAAAAUCUAACCCAAAUUUCUUUGAACAGAGACAUGGGAGCUCUCAUCAGAGUAGCAAAUGGACUCCAGUAGGACCUGCACCCAGCACUUCUCAGUCUCAGAAACGGUCCUCAGGCUUACAGAGUGGACACAGUAGCCAGCGGGCCAGUGCAGGUGCCAGUAGUGGCGCUAAUAGCAGUGGCCAGAGGCAUGACCGUGACUCAUACAGCAGUGGUGGGAGCAGUAGCCGGAAAAAAGGCCAGCAUGGAUCAGAACACUCCAAAUCACGCUCUUCCAGCCCUGGAAAACCCCAGGCUGUUUCUUCAUUAAGCUCCAGUCAUUCUAGGUCUCAUGGGAAUGAUCACCAUAGCAAGGAACAUCAGCGUUCCAAAUCACCUCGGGACCCUGAUGCAAACUGGGAUUCUCCUUCCCGUGUACCGUUUUCAAGUGGGCAGCACUCAAAUCAGUCUUUCCCACCUUCAUUGAUGUCAAAGUCCAGUUCAAUGUUACAGAAACCCACUGCCUAUGUGCGGCCUAUGGAUGGACAGGAAUCCAUGGAACCAAAACUGUCCUCUGAACACUACAGCAGCCAAUCUCAUGGCAACAGUAUGACUGAACUAAAGCCCAGCAGCAAAGCUCAUCUCACCAAGCUGAAAAUACCUUCCCAACCAUUGGAUGCAUCUGCUUCUGGUGAUGUGAGCUGUGUGGAUGAAAUUCUUAAAGAGAUGACGCAUUCAUGGCCUCCCCCUCUAACGGCUAUUCAUACACCAUGCAAAACCGAACCUUCCAAAUUUCCUUUUCCAACUAAGGAGUCUCAGCAGUCCAAUUUUGGCCCUGGAGAACAAAAAAGAUAUAAUCCUUCUUCUAAAACUUCCAAUGGGCACCAGUCUAAAUCUAUGUUAAAAGAUGACUUAAAACUAAGCAGCAGUGAAGACAGUGAUGGGGAACAGGAUUGUGAUAAGACAAUGCCAAGGAGUACACCUGGAAGUAACUCUGAACCUUCACACCAUAAUAGUGAAGGGGCAGAUAACUCCAGGGAUGAUUCUAGCAGCCACAGUGGAUCUGAAAGCAGCUCUGGAUCUGACUCAGAGAGUGAAAGUAGUUCCAGUGACAGUGAGGCAAAUGAGCCAUCCCAGAGUGCAUCUCCUGAGCCUGAACCACCACCCACAAACAAAUGGCAACUUGAUAAUUGGCUGAAUAAAGUGAACCCACAUAAAGUGUCACCAGCUUCUUCUGUGGACAGUAAUAUCCCAUCAUCUCAAGGCUAUAAAAAGGAAGGCCGAGAACAGGGCACAGGGAAUAGCUAUACUGAUCCAGGUGGUCCUAAAGAAACAAGUUCUGCUACUCCUGGACGAGACUCCAAAACUGUCCAAAAGGGAUCAGAGAGUGGGCGUGGGAGGCAGAAGUCCCCUGCACAGAGUGACAGCACAGCACAGAGGAGAACUGUAGGCAAAAAACAACCCAAAAAGACUGAGAAGGCAGCUGCUGAAGAGCCCCGCGGAGGCCUGAAGAUAGAGAGUGAAACCCCUGUAGACAUGGCUACCAGCAUGCCCUCCAGCAGACACAAAGCAGCCACCAAAGGCUCAAGGAAACCCAAUAUAAAAAAGGAGUCCAAAUCUUCCCCUCGACCUUCAGCAGAGAAAAAGAAAUACAAGUCAACAAGCAAAUCUUCUCAGAAAUCAAGGGAAAUCAUAGAAACAGAUACCUCAUCCUCAGACUCGGAUGAAAGCGAGAGCCUUCCUCCUUCCUCACAAACUCCUAAGUACCCUGAGAGUAAUAGGACUCCCGUUAAGCCCUCCUCAGUGGAGGAAGAAGAUAGCUUUUUUCGGCAACGAAUGUUCUCUCCUAUGGAAGAGAAGGAACUUCUUUCACCCCUCAGUGAGCCUGAUGACAGGUAUCCACUUAUUGUGAAGAUUGACCUGAAUCUCUUGACUAGAAUACCAGGAAAGCCUUACAAAGAAACAGAGACACCCAAGGGGGAAAAGAAAAAUGUUCCAGAAAAGCACACAAGAGAGGCUCAGAAACAAGCCUCAGAAAAAGUUUCCAACAAAGGCAAAAGGAAACAUAAGAAUGAAGAUGAUAACAGAGCCAAUGAGAGCAAGAAACCCAAAACGGAAGACAAGAAUUCGGCAGGCCACAAGCCAUCCAGCAACAAAGAGUCAUCUAAACAGAGUGCUGCUAAAGAAAAAGAUUUGUUGCCUUCUCCUGCUGGGCCUGUUCCUUCAAAAGAUCCAAAAACAGAGCAUGGCUCUCGGAAGAGGACUAUUAGUCAGUCUUCUUCCUUAAAGUCAAGUAAUAAUAGCAACAAGGAAAAUAGCGGCAGCAGCAAAAACAGUUCCUCCACGUCAAAGCAGAAGAGGACUGAAGGGAAGACUUCCAGUAGCUCUAAGGAGGUCAAGGAAAAGGCUCCAAAUAGCUCUUCUAACUGUCCUCCAUCUACACCAACUCCUGAUGCUGCUAAGCCUCGGAGAACGAAGCUUGCCUUUGACGACAGAAAUUAUUCAGCAGACCAUUAUUUACAAGAAGCAAAAAAGCUAAAGCACAAUGCAGAUGCAUUGUCUGAUAGGUUUGAGAAAGCUGUAUACUAUCUUGAUGCUGUGGUAUCUUUCAUUGAAUGUGGGAAUGCAUUAGAGAAAAAUGCUCAGGAAUCCAAAUCCCCAUUCCUUAUGUAUUCAGAGACGGUGGAGCUCAUCAAAUACACCAUGAAGCUAAAGAAUUACUUGGCACCAGAUGCUACAGCUGCAGAUAAAAGACUCACAGUACUUUGCCUGCGAUGCCAGUCUUUGCUGUACCUGAGGCUGUUCAAACUGAAGAAAGAAACUGCUCUGAAGUAUUCAAAGACACUAACAGAGCACCUGAAGAAUUCUUAUAAUAAUUCUCAAGCACCAUCACCAGGCUUGGGAAGCAAAGCUGCUGGGAUGCCUUCCCCUGUUUCUCCAAAGCUGUCACCAGGCAAUUCGGGAAAUUAUUCUUCUGGGGCCAGUAGUGCUUCAGCAAGUGGUUCUUCAGUGACCAUUCCACAGAGGAUCCACCACAUGGCAGCCAGCUAUGUUCAGGUUACAUCCAACUUCCUCUAUGCCACCGAAAUUUGGGACCAAGCUGAACAGCUUUCCAAAGAGCAAAAAGAAAUGUUUAAUCAGCUAGAUCAGACAGCACCAUUUUUAUAUUUAAUGGCAGUAACCUCGAGAAAUUACCUUAUUGAAUAAGCUUGCAUUGUGAAGCAAGAGCCUGCAAAACACACCUGUUCUAAGUGAAAUUUCUGGCUCUGGAGGCCAGCAGCACUCUGCGGAGUUUCAGCACAGCCCGUGAUCGCUCCAGCCAGUGAUGCCUAGUUGUGCAGGGGAAAGGUACGCUGUGCACUCUUGUAAGUGUGAGGGUAUGCGACUUUGGAUUUUAAAAUUAUGUACACAUACACACUUUAUAUAUAUGUAUGUAUGUAUGUAUGAAAACAUGAAGUUAGUUUGUCAAAAAUGUGUGUGUUUAGUAUUUUAGCUUAGUGCAACUAUUUCCACAUUAUUUAUUAAAUUGAUCUAAGACACUUUCUUGUUGACACCUUGAAUAUUAAUGUUCAAGGGUGCAAUGUAUAUUCCUUUUAGAUUGUUAAAGCUUAAUUACUAUGAUUUGUAGUAAAUUAACUUUUAAAAUAUAUUUGAGCCCUUCCGUAGUAUAAUAGGGCUCUUACAGGGUGGGAAGGAUUUUAAUUUUCCAGUUGCUAAUUGAACAAAAGGGCCUCAUAAUGUAUUUUGAAUUAUAGAAGUUUGCCUCUGGGUCCCACGAACAUCUACUGGGAAUGAUGUUUUAGGCAGAUUGUGAUGAUUUUUUAUUUUUCCUAAAUAAAUUGGGAAGCAAAACAUUUCAAAUCCAUAUAGAUUCCUAUAACUCAUAUUCCCUAAUUAUGUGGAACACAGAUUUCAUUUCAAUUUCAUAUAUCUAUGUGUUGGAGAGGCAGACUUUUUUCCAAUAAUAAAUAAUAUUGCACAUCUAAGGUUGCUCUUCAGUAAAAUAAAUAGAAGAGAUAAGUAUUGAAUGACUUAGGAUAUGUAGUGACAAGAGGCCAAAUUGUUCAUGUUUGUGAGCAUAUCUUUCACAUAUUUACUAAUAGAGAAAUUCAUUUUAGACCCCUAGACCCUGUAACUAAGCCGGCAAGUGAUAAGAAGUAAGUUAUUAACAGUUGGUAAAGCAGAUACAGAUUCUAUUUACUCGAACCAUAUGGUUAAUUAAAAAGAACUUACAGUCUCCACAAAAGCGAAUAGAAAGAAUAUCUCAGUCUCUUCUGUUUGAUAGAAUUUGGUCACAGAAUAAGGCAUUAGAGUUAAGUCUAAACCAAGUCUUAUAAUCUUUAAGCAACCUAAAAUAGCAACCUAAGUAAUCGUCAUAUACUGAAGUUGACUUUCAGGAAUGUCAGCUUGGACCUCUCCUUGCCACCAUUGCUCAGCUAAGCAUAAAUUCCCAUUUUUAAAAAGAAACAGCUAAAAAGCUCUCUAAAUGAGCAUGGGGAAAAAAGCUCUCACCCAGAAAUUCUAGUAAUAUUCAGUUUUGACCUCUUACUGCUUCCACAUAGGGUUUCUUUUCAGCUUUUAUCCAUUGGAAUUUUCUACCUGCUGUGUUCCUCUCUGGAAAAUAUCUAUUUGGAAAUGCUGCCUUUCAAAUCAAUGCCAUGAUUAUCCAUACUGUUGAGUUUGUUGUUGCUGUUCAAGAAGUGUCCCCAUUUUACAACUUUAUGCACACACCUGGCAAAUCAUUGACAUGAGCAUUCAGCAGUACUGGGGUCGGGGCGGGGCGGGACGGGGCUCACCAACAGAGCUGGCCCAGGUGGUAGUGCCUGAAAAGGCAUCACCCUUGAGGACCAGAUGUAGGGUUGGUAAGCACAGUUAUGAAAAUUUCUAUCUAGCCUCCGUUUUGAAUGGUUUUAAGAAAUUUUGUAUAUGGAGGAUGGAAAUACUUAUAUAUUUAUUGAAAAUCCUUUUAUUUGAAAUUAAAAUUAUUUGGUGAAUAAUGGUUUGAUAUUUGGGGAGGGUUUUGGAGGGGAGGUAAUGCCGCUGAUAAAAGCCUUGUUGAUUCUGCAGAAAGGUACUGUUAGUGUCUGAUAGAAUGCCUUUGUUUUGUACAUGAUCCAAAUCUUUGUUUUACAUUUCUUUUAUCCAAAAUAUUUAGGCAUCUGACAUUUUCAACCAAAAUUUCAAUUAUAUACUGUGAUUUUUAUUUGUUGUAAUAAAAUUUCAGAGGUACUUUGGGGCUCAAAAGCUAGGAUUUCUAAGUCAGUAUGUGCAUUUCACAUAACAAAGCUGUUAAUGGUGAGCAAAGUAUUAUAUACUAACUAGAUUUUUCCACAUCUGUAUAGUAUAUUAUAUGUAUUUUGUGGUAUUGAGAUUAUAGAAAGUUUAGAGUGUCAAACAUGCGUUUAAUGUGUAUUUUUAAACAAAUUUAUGGCAAUUAAAAUAUUUGGAGACAAGGGUAUCACAUUUCAAUUUGUAAAGAUCUUUUUAACUCUACUGUGUCAUUAAGAUGCUUUGUAUAAUGCCAAACCAUAGCUGGAGAAACGAAGUUUAAUAAAUAUCAAAUAGA